GCUGCGAGCCACACGCACGCUUCACCACCGGGCGCAGUGGCUGCCGGGCGCCUCCGUUGCCUGGUUACCGGCGCUGCCCAUGGAGCGCAUCAGCCUGGACAGGGAUGCGCUCGCCGCCGUCGAUUCCUAUGUGGAGUAUCGGAGGCUUGUUGGUGAGGAUGAUGGGGGAACCCUUUUUACUCCAGAGGAAUAUGAGAGAUACAAGAAGGAAGUGUUGCCAAUACGAUUGCAGAAUCGAUUGUUUGUCAGCUGGACAUCACCCAAUGGCAUGGAUUGCAAAUUAGUUGGCCCAGAAACACUCUGUUUUUGCAGGCACAGAUAUAAACAGCACAAAACGGAUUUCAAAGUAAUUCCAGCAAAACGUCCAAUUUUGCUGCCCUGUAGAGCACAUGGUUGCAGGUGUAUCUCUUACAAUUACGUGCCACUGAAUGGAACUCAACCAAUUCGUUGCAGGUGCAAACAUUAUGCAGACGACCAUGAUGAAUUGACACCUAAUAAGUGCAAGAGAUGUGCAACUUGUGCUGGGUUUCACAGCUCCUUUACUUGUGGCUGUACUGAGCCAACAUACACUCAUGCAAUGAUUGUCGAGACCAAAGCCGAGCGUUUGGCAAGAGGACGAUCGGUGGGACCAGAUAUUCCCUAUGCUGCCAUGGGAGGUCUCACUGGAUUUAAUGCACUAGCAGAAGGAUAUAUGCGGCUUGACUCAAGUGGAAUAGGAGCACCAAGCAAUGCAAUUCUUGAUGCACCUUCGACUUCAAUGGACCACCCUUUUCUGAGAGCUUAUGCACCACAAGUAGAUGCAAUAAAUGCUGGCCGACCAACAGAUGAUGUUCAUGGUUUAAGUCGAUUUGCUCACCUUCUCACAGCUGAGGAACGGGAUAUGGCUUACUUUGAAAGUCAAUACCAAGAAAGGCUCAAAUUGGAAAGGGCUGCAAAGGGACAGAAAAAGAUUCCUGCAAUGAAAGGUGAAACUUCACGACAAGCCAAAGAACCUUCAAAAGGACCAAAAAAAGGAAAAUUCUAAGAACAUAUGUUAUCAAUGUAUUAUUUUUGUUUCCCUGGUACAGUGGAUGCAUGAUUCUGUCCAUUUUUGGAAUAAACAUUACACACUUGUGUUAUGUUAGUGCCAGACUUGAACUGUCCUAUCAUUUUUACCAUCCCAUGUACCUUUAAUAUUGUAUUCUUGUUAAAAAAAUAAACAUUUCAGUUACGAAAGUAAAAAUUUGUUUUGGGAAUUAUGUAAAUACAAAUCUGAUAAAUCUGAGAAACAUUGCUAUAAUUAACUUGGCAAUGAAUACAAAGGAGUGACAUUUUGCCAACAGAAAUGGUGUUCCUUUUGGCUGGAGUGCAGUUUGAACUAUAAAUAUUGGCAUUCAACUUUAACUGUAGAGGCAUGUCCCCAUUGGUGAAUAGUAAUAUUACCAGACUAAGUGGGACCCGUUGGGUCCCAUGUUCACACGGGAGGGCUUGUCCCCCAACGCAAUAUUCCACCUCUCCACCGAUUCCAAUAUAGGUGUCCAAUGGGUGGGGGGUGGCGCAUGGGGCUUUCUGGAGCGAUAGUAUGGGUAUUGUGGGCUGAAGGGACAGGUUUCCAGAGGGCUAGUUUGGACUGUGGGCCAAAUGGAUUAUUGGGGUGACAGCUGAGUCACUCAAGCCUGAUGUGCUGGCAGCUCACUCACGGCUGGUGGACGAGCAGUGGACUCACGGCUAUCCAUUGACAUUUCAUUUCAAGCAGGGAGCAAGGCCACCAAAUUCAAAUGCAGUUUCCUACCAUUUCAAGCAGUGUGUAAGGCCACCAAAUUCAAGUGCAGUUUCUUACCACUUCAAUCAGGGUGCAAGGCCACCAAUUCAAUUGCAGUUUCAUACCACUUCAAGCAGGGUGCAAGGCCACCAAAUUCAAAUGCAGUUUCAUACCAUUUCAUGCAGGGUGCAAGGCCACCACAUUCAAAUGCAGUUUCAUACCACUUGAAGCAGGGUGAAACCGCCAUAAAACCCCACAAAACACCACACUGAUAGUUCAGUAGACGUUCAGUUGUUCAGGGUGCAAGGCCACCGAAUUCAAGUGCAAUUCCAUUCCACUUCAAGUAGGGUGCAGGGCAGCAACCAUUUGCAGUGCAGCAUUUCAAAGUAGUUACCACCACCAACAACCAUUUGCAGUGCAGCGUUUCAAAGCAGUUACCACCACCAACAACCAUUUGCGGUGCAGCAUUUCAAAGCAGUUACCACCUCCAACAACCAUUUGCGGUGCAGCAUUUCAAAGCAGUUACCACCGCCAUCAACCAUUUGCGGUGCAGCAUUUCAAAGCAGUUACCACCUCCAACAACCAUUUGCGGUGCAGCAUUUCAAAGCAGUUAUCACCGCCAACAACCAUUUGCGGUGCAGCAUUUCAAAGCAGUUACCACCUCCAACAACCAUUUGCAGUGCAGCAUUUCAAAGCAACCACAUUUUCAUUUUCAAACCACAUUAAGGGCACUCACAGUUGAGUAGAGAUGUGUUCAGUAUUAUUCACAGCUCAGAGAGACGUGACUCUCGUUUCCUCCAUCUUGCAGAGACUGAGUGAGGCACAACACUUCCGGGUUUUAUAGUCCCUCCCCUCUCCCACCAGCAGGGGCAGCAGAGAGAAUGUCAACAUUUUUUAAACAUUAAUACCUCUUUAUUUUUCAUCAAUGGGAAAAAUCCUCUUGUCCUGCACAGCGGAGGGGGACAGCGGAGGAGUAAAACGGACAAAAAUCACAGCCAUAAGUGGCAGCGUUUUUUCAAAAAUCAUGAAACAGAACAACAGGAAGUGGCCAAGAUCUUACCUUUAGUAAUAUAGAUAGAUUAGCGCAUCAUAGGACAAUGCAGCCCGGUUGAUUGCCACUCAUCCAUCACUAAUUAUUUUUACCUCCUUCAAUUCUGCAUUUUAAGUUAAAUGUUACUCUCUCCUGGAUUCACUGCAGCAACGUGCUAACGACAUUGCAAGGUUAAGUAGCAGAUGUUUAUACACUACCACCUGCAUAUUCUUCUCUGUAGAUUGGUUUAUGCAUGAUAACCAAUCAUAGUAGAAUAGCAUCACAAACCCCACCCUACUGUACGAUUUAUAUUAACACCUACUUUCUGUACUGUUCAGUCUUGGAAGCGGUUAUGAAGUUAUAGCAACUAACAACCUGCUGUACCGCUAUAGUUUGGAUACUGAUUAAAGAUGAUCUUGGAUUUCAGAUUGUGUUAUUCAGUCAUUUACACUCUCCAAGUCACAAACUGUUCAGUGAGUGGUAACAUCACCAUUCUAAAUUGAAAAGUUAAUGAGCCUGAAACAGAAAGGAACUGAUGAUCGACAUAUCAGAACUUUGAAGGAGGUGAUAAUGGGGAUAACGGAUGCACAAUUUAUCAUCCUUAAAAAUUCUAAACAUUCAGGAAUAGUUGCUGCAGUUAGGAGGGUAUCAAAUAUGACUCCAUAUUUUGAGAAAGGACGGUAAAAGCAGGGAACUACUGAGCUGUUGGUUUGAUAUCAGGAAUUAUGAAAAUGCUGGAAAGCAAAUAAAAGAUAUGAUAUCAAGAAAUUAAUAAUCUAAUUGAGUGGUUUUCUAAUGUAUUUGAGUUAGGGGAUUAGUAAAAUAGAACUAACGAGUACAACAGGGAAGAGUGUAUGUGCCGCAACAAAUAGGGGUGAGGUUGCAAUGGUGACGGGAUAGAAAAGCUAAGUGAGUGAGCAACAAUCAGACUGACAGAGUACAAUGUGAAAAAUUAUGAGGAGAUCUACUUUGGUAGAAAUAUACAGGCUGAAUUUGGCCUCUAUUAUAUGAGGAGUAAAAUGUGGCCUCAUUAAGACGUGUAAAAUAUUCAGAGGGCUUGGCAUAGUAAAUGCAGGGAAGACAUUUCCCUUAUCUAAAGGAUUAGUCUCAGAAUAAGGGGUUGACCAUUUAUGACCAUUCAUGUGGUGGUUGGUGAAUCUUUGGAAUUAUCUGUCCGAGAUUGGUAAUUGAUUGCAUUCAAAAUAUAUAUUACUGGAAGCCUGAAUAAAAGAGGAAUCAACAUUUAUGGAGAUAGGGAUCUUGUGAUAUCACGCAGAUAUGUAAUAUAUGACCAGUUGUAGAUUUACACAAUCUUGAAAACAGGCCUGCUGUCCAAACCAAAGUUACUAGAGGAGCUCCUCUAUAAUCUUUGGUCCAAACCAAAAUGCAAUUGAAACGAAAUGUAGCGAUAAUCAAACUUACGCUAGAUAGGCGUUAUUCAUGAUUCGUAUAUGACAAUAUUAUUUGUGUCAAUACACAUUCAAAAUUACAUCGCUAAAUUAUUAAAUCCGGGUGAAGUGGGCGCAUGUGCGCAAGUGCAAUUGAAUACCGCCCUGGCAAGGAUAAUGUUGCUCCAGACACAUUAACUCGAGCAUUUUGUGCCUCUGUUCAUUCUUCUGCAUUCACUGAUCUUCACAAUGGGCUGUGUCAUCCUGGAGUCACUCGUUUGUUGCACUAUGUUCGUUCCAAAAACUUACCUUUCUCUACAGAAGAUGUGAAGAUGAUGUGUGCUUCAUGUAGAAUCUGUGCUGAAUUAAAACCAAGGUUCUUCCGUCCUGAAGAAGGAAGACUGAUCAAAGCUACUCAACCUAUGGAACGUUUGAGUAUUGACUUCAAAGGGCCUUUACCAUCCUCCUCGAAAUUUAUAUAUACUUACCUUAGUUGACGAAUAUUUGAGGUUUCCAUUUGCCUUUCCUUGUCCAAAUAUUUCAGCUGCUAUGGUUAUCAAAUGUUUAGAUCAACUGUUUUCAUUCUGUGGAUUUCCAAGUUACAUACAUUCUGAUAGGGGCACCUCACCUCGUUCAUGUCAAAAGAUUUAAAGAACUACCUUUCUAAGAGAGGAAUUGCAACAAGUAAAACAAUACCAUAUCAUCCUAUUGGAAAUGGUCAGGUUGAGAGGUAUAACGGAAUCAUGUGGAAAGCAGUGAAACUGGCUUUAAAGUCAAAUGAUAUACCAGAUCAGCAGUGGGAAUGUGUUCUACCAGAUGCAUUACACUCCAUCAGAUCUCUACUGUCAACUGCUACCAAUACUACUCCACACGAACGGUUCUUUAACUUCAAACGGCGUUCUUCUAGUGGUACUUCUCUGCCAUCAUGGUUGUUGAGCCCUGGGCCUGUGUUGCUUCGUCGUUAUGUCCGAUUAAAUAAGAAUGAGCCCUUUGUUGAUGAAGUUGAACUGACUGAUGUCAACCCUUCUUAUGCAACUAUCAAGUAUCGGGUUGGACGUCAGUCAACUGUCUCACUUCGUGACCUUGCACCAUGUCCAUCUUCUCCAUCAGCUCCGUCACUUCCUGAUAACACUAAUCGAGAACUUCCUCCGUCAGCUCCUUCAAUUCUUGAUAACACUAAUUCGGGAACUUCCUGCAACACUUCCAGCAUCCUCUAUAGAAACUUCUACAAGAAAUUCUAAAAUUGAAAAUCUAAAUAACAAUAUGAGUGAAGUUGAUGACCAAGCAAUAUAUCUACCCCCAGCUAUUGAAACACCGUUACCUCCUGAGGCUCCAGUGCUGCGACGGUCAUCAAGACGUAUUAAACCUCCUGACCGUCUCAACUUAUAAAUAGGAGGGGAGAAUGAAGUGGGCGCAUGUGCACAUGUGCGGAGUUCUUCUAGAGUGUGCGCAUGUGCAGGACAUUUCCGGAGUGUGCGCAUGUGCAAAGUAUUUCGGGCGGGAAAAGCCUAUGAAAUCAGCCAAAGAUUAUAGAUCUGCUAUAAGAUCUUUGGAAUCAGCCAUGUUUGCCAGACGUUUCUGAGUUUAUGUAUUAAAGAAAUAAGUUGCUUAAAGCUUAAAUAAAGUUAAGUUAAU
Leucoraja erinaceus (little skate) is the source of this 5794-nucleotide messenger RNA. It is a transcript of the gene fam221a, whose product is annotated as family with sequence similarity 221 member A. The transcript is spliced from 7 exons. The record is from RefSeq and is a predicted model, not a curated record. Bases 80 to 1024 code for a protein of 314 amino acids. NCBI's taxonomy places the organism in Eukaryota, Metazoa, Chordata, Chondrichthyes, Rajiformes, Rajidae.